This is a messenger RNA of Penicillium arizonense, 1236 nucleotides long. Its product is annotated as iron-sulfur cluster-binding protein, rieske family domain protein. Gene Ontology annotation, molecular function: iron ion binding; 2 iron, 2 sulfur cluster binding. The transcript is spliced from 2 exons. Bases 1 to 1236 code for a protein of 411 amino acids. Lineage: Eukaryota; Fungi; Ascomycota; Eurotiomycetes; Eurotiales; Aspergillaceae. The record is from RefSeq and is a predicted model, not a curated record.
AUGACUUCAACAAUCUCAUCUCUAUUUGGUUAUACACCCAACAUACUAGGGACACCAAAGCCCCCCCAGACACCUCCAAAGGCUCUUCCAGCUUCCUGGUAUCGCUCGCCUGAAAUGUACGAAUUAGAACGACGGGCCAUCUUUUCAAAAAAGUGGAUUUUGGUUACCCACAAACUGCGUUUUGAAAAGCCGGGAGACUUUUGUCGGUUCGAAGAGGCGGGUUUCUCCUUUGUGCUGUGUCUCGAUAGAGAAGGUAACCUCAACGGCUUUCAUAACAUCUGCCGACACCGCGCCUUUCCUCUGAUCUCUCAAGAUGAAGGCAAUGCGAAAAUACUUUCGUGCAAGUAUCAUGGGUGGUCGUAUGGCAUGAAUGGAAAAUUGGCAAAAGCCCCCCGGUUCGACAACGUACCGGGAUUCAAAAAGGAGGAGCAGGGCCUAUUCCCAGUCCAUGUCCAUGUUGACGAUCUAGGUUUUAUCUGGAUCAACCUCGACUCCUCUAAGACGCCCAUUCCUUGGCAGGAGGACUUCAAAGGAGUCGAUACGCAAGAAAGAUUCCAGAAUUUUGACUUCAGCCAGUACAAGUUCGACCACACAUGGCAUAUGAAUGGCAACUAUAAUUGGAAGACACUUGCAGACAAUUACAAUGAAUGCUAUCAUUGUACCGUUGCGCACCCGGAUGUGGCGAAUCUUGCGGACCUUUCCUACUAUUACACCGUUUCGACGCCUGGACACAUUCAACACUUCUCUCGACCGAAGGAAGACAAGGUAGAUGAAGAUAUUCAAAAUGCCAGCACCUACUAUUUCCCCAACGCUUGCAUGACAGUGUCACCUCAUUUCUUUUAUCUGAUGCGAUGUGUGCCAACUUCUGUAGGCACCUGCUCCAUGGAAUACGAAGUUUACCGUCACAAGAAUGCCUCUGAUAAGGACUUUGAGUACAUCGAUGCUUUCUUCAAGCGCGUAUUAGACGAAGACAAACAUCUUUGUAAUGCUGCUCAGAAGAAUUUGAAUGCUGGUGUGUUCGUGAAUGGACAGCUUCAUCCCGAGCUCGAGAGCGCCCCCCUCUUCUUUCAAAGUACCGUCAGACGCCUCUUAGGAGCCCAUCGUGAAGAGGAAAAGCGCCAGAGAAGGGAAAUUUGGCCAGCUCAGCAGCAUUCGGCGGGCUCGGCUACUGCGGAAGACAUGGAGUUUUGCUCCGGGUUAGCAUGCAGUGAGGGUUCUAGCAGUUUAGAUUGGUAG